UUUUCGAUUUUUUUCAUAUACUUCAACAUUGCUCUGUAAAUUUCAGUUUAUUGCAAUCAAUUGUUAACAUAACUUGUAAUUUUAAUAAAUGUAACGCGGAAAAUCGGCAAUAUUAAGUACACAUCAGCAAUUUUCAUUAAUAUUUCUAUAUAUGUACACACAUACGUGUGUGCGUGCAAGGAUUUUGUGAAAAGUGCUAGCCAAAAGAUAGGAAAUGGGGCUGCGAAUUGUCUUGCUGCUAUUGCUCUCAGCCGGCGCCACGCUGGCGAAUUCCAAGAAUGCAGAUUCCUCAUUAGCACAAUUAGAAAAUAGCCUCAUUGAUAAACCAGAAUGCAAAGAAUUACGUUCACUUUGUGCACACAUCAAACAAACCGAUAAUAUAUCCGUAUUGGAGUGCGUCAGUACAUUUUCCUCCAGUCAAUUGGAGGCGGUGCCGGAUAAAUGCCAACAUGCUUUAUGGCUGCAACAGCGUAUAAUUCUAUCAGAUAGGUGGGUAAACGACCAGCUGGUACCACAACAUUGCAGCGCACAGCAGCAACAGUUGACUUCCUGCCUGAACGCUGUGAAUUUAUGGAAUUGUAUACACGAGCGUGCAAUGCGUAUGGAGCAUAGCAACGAAUGUCGCGCAUAUAUUUUGCGUGCAAUUGCGGUAUUUUUUCCAGACUUUGAUCAACUGGGCGAUUUUUUGAUUGGCUGUGGCUCUCAAGUUGAACAGCUGGAGUGCGGCCGUUUGAACUUAGAACGAAGGAGCAUGUCACAAAUUGAAACUGUGCAGUGUUUACAAGAGACAGCAGCUGAUUCACUGGAUGCGAGAUGCAAGGCGGAAUUGUCGCUGAUGGAACAACAGCGUAAGGAUUUGGAAUUCUUCGAGGCCUGCGGAGAUGACUGGCGACGAUUGUGUGGACAGGAACCUGCUGGCACAGCUGCGGCAUUCAAAUGUUUGGUUAAGAACAAAGCAGAUCCAACAAUGACACGGCGUUGUGUCGAAAAAAUUUCACAACGAGAUCGCGAAAUUGGUAAAGAUUACCGUCUUUCACAUGGUCUUGCUAAAGCUUGUAAGGACGAUAUCAAGCUAUAUCACUGCAGACGUGGUGUGUCAGAGGACAAGCAAGUGCGCUUGGCGCAAAUUUUACUUUGCCUUGAAUCGGUGGUGAAGAACGGCUCGUUAGUUUCGGCUGAGUGUCAAACGGAAAUUAACGAUCAUCGUCACAUGCUUAUGCAUGACUACAAACUGUCACCGGAAAUUCUCAGCGACUGCGCCGACGAUAUACCGAAGUUUUGCGCUGAUUUUGACAAGGCACAAGCGGUUAGAGGCAAUGCCAUCGGAAACGCAGAUAAUGGUCAGGUCAUUCAUUGCUUAAUGGAACAUGCCAGAUCCAAACGUAGAAAGGAUCGCCGAGUUACUGCGCAAUGCCAACGCUCCUUAGAAAAGUUAAUAAAAGCAGCUGACGUGGGAGAGGAUUGGCGCGUGGACCCAGUACUGCGCCGUGCAUGCAAGCCAGUCGUUGACGUGGCUUGCCGCGACACAGAUGCUGGUGAAGCGCGGGUAAUGUCAUGUUUGAUGGAACGAAUUGGCACACCGGUAAUGCGUCCAGACUGCGAGCAAGCGUUAAUGCUCAUACAGUAUUUUGUAGCGCGCGACUUCAAACUGGAUCCGCAGCUAUAUAAGCAUUGUCACGACGACGCGAUCAAAUACUGUCGCGCUAAACACGUGUGGGAUGAUGUAAACGACAAUCAAAUGGAUCCUGAACGCGGCCCACUCAUAUUGCCCUGCUUGCAUCGUAUCGCCUACAGUGAUGAUACUAAUUUGGCACUGCGCAAAGACUGCUUCAAAGAGGUGAAGCGCGUUAUGCGCCAGAGAGCUGUAUCUGUGGAUCUCAUACCUGAAGUCGAAGACGAAUGCAUCGAAGAUUUGUCCAUGUUUUGCUAUGAUCGCACACAGAAGGGUGCCGAAAUGGACUGUUUACAAACGAAUCUUGAAAAGCUUUCUCCGGCAUGUAAAAAAGCUGUUACGACCUACACGGAGGAGGAGGCGGAACACAUUGAAUUAAAUCCCGUCAUUAUGUCGGUUUGCAUUAAUGCAAUGCAAACUCAUUGUGAACACAUACUAAAAGGCGAAAGGGAUAACGGUGAUAUGAUGGAUUGCUUGAUUUCGCAUAAAAACGACGCAGACCUGCGUCAAGAUCUCAAAUGUCGCGCAGCAAUUGAACAUUUUCAAAUAAUUUCCCUGAAGAACUAUCAUUUCACAUACAAAUUCAAAACCGCAUGCCGUCCACAUGUAACACGCUUUUGUGCAGCAAGCACAACUAAAAAUGAGGUUGUCGCCUGCUUAAGCGAAGUGAUGCGCAACGACACCAUACGCGGACAACGUCACUCUAUACCAAAGGAAUGUCGGCAACAAGUCAAGGCACAACUCUACCAGCAACGCGAAUCUAUAUUACUUGACCCGAAAUUGGCUAAUGCAUGCAAAAAGGAGCUUGAGACAUUCUGUGGUGAUGAGAAAGGUCCUGGUCAGGUGAAUAACAAUGCCUUAGAAUGCUUGCAAACAAACACACAGCGGCUCGGAAGCUCCUGCCACCAUGCUAUUUUCCUAGUGAAACGCUCACAGCUUUCCGAUAGUGGCACGGACUUCACACUUGUCAACACUUGCAAGGAGAUGACAUACAAAUUUUGUAAUAAUGCUGACUCAGAGCACUUGCUGGACUGUCUAAAGAGUUACAAAGAUGACCCGCUGUUCGAUCCGCGCUGUCAUUUAGUCGUCGUAAAUCGCAUGAUUGAGCAAAAUACCGACUAUCGAUUCAAUCCGUCGCUGCAGCUGGCGUGCGGGAAAAAUAUCGAUCGUUAUUGCUCGCAUAUUGUGGCAACGGCACAGCCGAAUGAGGAGUUGAACGGCAUGGUCAUACAAUGCUUAAAAGACAAAUUCCGCGAAUCCCGUUUAGAUUAUGAUUGCACGCAAGAAAUGAUCAAAAUACUGCAGGAACAAGCCUUAAACUACAAGCUCAACCCACUGCUGCAGAACUUCUGCAAAUCUGAAAUAGAAGUACUUUGCAAGGCGAAUCAACAAAGCCGGGAGCAUGGCAUGGUUGAGGAAUGUUUAAAAACGGCUUUCCUUAAUCACAAAAUUAUAAAUCGUGAUUGUCGCGUUGAAGUUGCUACCUUGAUAGCUGAAGCCAAGGCCGACAUUCACGUAGAUCCUAUACUGCAGGAGGCGUGCACUGUAGAUUUGCUACGUUAUUGUUCGAAUGUGCAAAGUGGAAAUGGGCGAAAAUUAAAAUGUUUACAAGUCUUACUGAAAGACCAGUCAAAGGCCAUGGACCAGGAUUGUCGUAUGAAGUUACAGAAACGUAUAGAAAUGUUCCGCAAUGCAGAUACGGUAAAAGUGCUCGCUCAACCUCCGGAAAAUAUGGAAGAGCUCGUUAGUCAAGUUGUCGCGUCACCAGCGAAAAGAUUCUUCUUUAUUGUUUUAAUAUUUUCCAUUGGAAUGUUCUUCUUAAUGGGUAUUUUCCUUGGACGUAUAACUAAACGUGCAAUCAAUAUUAAAAAUAAAUAAACGUCCAAUAGAAUAGGAAAAAUGUGUGACACAA
Molecule: messenger RNA, 3584 nt
Organism: Rhagoletis pomonella (apple maggot)
Lineage: Eukaryota; Metazoa; Arthropoda; Insecta; Diptera; Tephritidae
Gene: Glg1
Product: Golgi apparatus protein 1
Exons: 8
Coding region: 215-3550 (1111 amino acids)
Cellular component (GO): Golgi membrane
Molecular function (GO): fibroblast growth factor binding
Source: RefSeq, a predicted model, not a curated record